Messenger RNA from Linnemannia hyalina, 306 nucleotides. NCBI's taxonomy places the organism in Eukaryota, Fungi, Mortierellomycota, Mortierellomycetes, Mortierellales, Mortierellaceae. The record is from the annotation of a GenBank genome assembly.
AUGUCCAGCAUCUUCACCUCCAACGAACUCGCCAAGCACGACGGAACCGACGCCAGCAUCCCCAUCUACGUCGCCAUCAAGGGCUCCGUCUUUGACGUCUCUACCAAGAAGGAGAUGUACGGUCCCGGCGCCGGAUACCACUGCUUCGCCGGCAAGGACGCCUCCAAGGCCCUUGGAAAGAGCUCAUUGAAGCCCGAGGACUGCAUUGCUGACUACAGCGAUUUGGACGAGAAGGAGCUCAAGACCUUGGACGACUGGUUCAUCUUUUUUGAGAAGAGAUACCCCAUCGUUGGCAAGACCGCUUAA